Molecule: messenger RNA, 1299 nt
Organism: Pygoscelis adeliae (Adelie penguin)
Lineage: Eukaryota; Metazoa; Chordata; Aves; Sphenisciformes; Spheniscidae
Gene: OCIAD1
Product: OCIA domain containing 1
Exons: 8
Coding region: 1-882 (293 amino acids)
Cellular component (GO): endosome
Source: RefSeq, a predicted model, not a curated record
AUGCCGGUGACACAGGCGGACAGGCAAGGUAAUGAGGCAAUUCACAGCGAACGCCCUCCGAAGAUCCAUCCGGUGCUGGCACCGGCCGGGAUUUCACCGGUACGACAAGGUCUGGCGGCUGAGCGUGACAACGUGUUUCUAAACGAUGCAAAGGUUUGGGAGCCAAGGAGGGAACUACCUAAGCCUUAUGUGCCGACAGAGGAGGAAAGAAGACUCCUCAAGGAAUGUGCUGAAGAGAGUGCCCGGUAUAGAGCUUUUCCUUUGGCUGCAGUGAGCAUGCUUGCAACUAGUUUCUUAAUUAGGAAAGGUGUUCUAAGAGAUAGCUCAAGAUUUGGCUCUUUUACGAAAGUUGCGUUUGCUGGAAUGUGUGGAUACCUGGCUGGAAAGAUAUCCUACUUGCCAAUCUGUAGCGAGAAAUUUAAGAAACUGAAGGAUUCUCCAAUAGGAGAUGUUCUACGACAAGCUCAGAGACAUAGUUCACAUAACCGUUCCAGUCGGAAAUCUGAAUUUUCAGACAUGCCUUCUCAGUCAUUUACUGAAUCUCCUUCUCCCAGAGCUGGAUUCUCGCUUUCUUCUAGCUAUUCAGAUGAUUAUAGUUCAACAGAUAGAGCCCUCUCAAGUUAUGAACCCGUUCCAUUCAGUGCUUCCCUGAAUGAAUCUUCACCUACAGGAAUUACUGAUUACACUGUUCAAGAUCCUGCUCCAAUUCCAGAAGAAAGUCGUAAAAAAAAAGGCAUCACAUACGAGGAAUUAAGGAAUAAACACAGAGAGACGUAUGAGGUAAUGCUACCACCAAAGGCAGAAACUCCAAGCAAGUUCUCACAGGAAAAACCAGCUAAGGAAGUUAAAGUAAACAAAUAUGGAGAUACCUGGGAUGAGUAAGAGCUGAAUGAAGAACUGAAGAAAAUUAUCUCCUGUCAGCUAACUUGAACUUCAUCUAGAUUAGUCACGAGUAUCGGCACCUUUGGUGUGUUCUGCUAGGCACAGCUAUUAAUAAAUGAGGAGAAAAUCCUGACUUGCCAGAAGAUUAAAAAAAAAAAAAAAGUAGGCUUAAUUGUUUUUAAUUUUGCAUAAAUGGCAAGCAAGGCUAUUGUGACGUGUCAUGACCAUAAACCAUUUGUGCUAUUGUUUAAGAAUGAAAAAGGUAACUGGCAAUAACUAAUAAAUGUUUUGCUAUAAAUGUAUAGCAAAAGGUAAAAAUAUAUGUAAAUAAAUGCAAUCACAUGUAUUGGGAAGGGAAAAAUACCAGAAUCUUCUCAAAUUUUCAAGACUUGCAUUAAAAGUUACCUGUAGAACUAA